AUGGUUCGCGUUUCCGUUCUCAACGACUGCCUGAACUCGAUGGUCAACGCCGAGCGCCGUGGAAAGCGCCAGGUGCUUAUCCGCCCCUCGUCGAAGGUCGUCAUCAAGGUCCUCUCGGUCCUCCAGAAGCACGGCUACAUCGGCGAGUUCGAGGUCAUCGACGACCACCGUGGUGGCAAGGUCGUCAUCCAGCUUAACGGCCGUCUCAACAAGACCGGCGUUAUCUCGCCCCGCUUCAACAUUGCCGUUGACGCCAUCGAGAACUGGGUCGCCCUCCUCCUCCCUGCCCGUUCGUUCGGCAAGAUCAUCCUCACCACCUCGGCCGGUAUCAUGGACCACGAGGAGGCCCGUCGCAAGCACGUCGGUGGCAAGAUCCUCGCCUACGUCUACUAG
Molecule: messenger RNA, 393 nt
Organism: Apiotrichum porosum
Lineage: Eukaryota; Fungi; Basidiomycota; Tremellomycetes; Trichosporonales; Trichosporonaceae
Gene: RPS22
Product: 40S ribosomal protein S22
Exons: 3
Coding region: 1-393 (130 amino acids)
Biological process (GO): translation
Cellular component (GO): ribosome; cytosolic small ribosomal subunit
Molecular function (GO): structural constituent of ribosome
Source: RefSeq, a predicted model, not a curated record